AUGGCUGCGACGCAAGAUGCACCCCUGGAGAAAUUCCUUGAGCCUAUUCAAAUCGACUUCGAGACUUGCCAUGCUUUGACCACCGGCUUCUAUGACUGCUUCAAGGCGCUGGCGGCUAAUCCCACCGACCAGUUCCUCCCAACGCCCAUAUCUGAUGCCAUCCUGCGGCCUAUUGCCGACACUGCUUGUGAAAGAAAUCUCGCCAUUGACAUUGGCGGAACUAAUCUCAGAGUAGGCUUCAUCGAGCUUCUUGGAAAGCAUGGCGAGACCAAGACGAAUGGCGCCAAUGGCAUCAACGGAAUCAAUGGAACCAACGGGAGUGCCCAUACAAAUGGCACGAAUGCGCCGCCACCCCGCAUUCGACGCCUUUUUGAAAAGUCAUGGCCUAUUGAUGACCAACUUAAAAACGACAACGCAGAUGCCCUCUUUCUCUGGAUAGGCAAGCAUAUCGCCGAGGUUGUCGGCGAGGCGUACGACGAGCUUGGUUUAUCGAACAGCGAGCUACUUCCCAUGGGUGUGACUUUUAGCUUCCCGUCUCAGCAGCAUUCUCUCGCUGAAGCGACUGUCACAUCCAUGGGAAAGGGCUUCACCAUUGCUCCCAACACCGAUCUUGGAGCCAGCCUUGAAAGGGGAUACGCUGAAUCUAAGCCGGCUCAACUGCCUGAUAUCAAAGUGACAGCCAUUUCAAAUGACUCUGUGUCAACUCUCGUCUCGUUUAUUUACAACUUUGGCGGAGCCGCACACCAACGCGCUAGCAUGGGCUUGAUUUUAGGAACCGGCUCCAAUGCGACAGUGCCACUGAGACUGAGUCUAUUACACCGAAGCAAAUGGCCCAGAAAUAUUAAUGUCCUAGAUGGCGAGAGCCUCAGCGAUGCCAAGAUCGCCGUCAACACGGAGUGGAGUAUCAACGGUACGGCGCCCCCAAUGCGGAAACUCGGUCUCAUUACAUUUUGGGACGACCAGCUCUCCACACAGACCGAGAUUCCUGGCUUUCAGCCGCUGGAGUACAUGUCGUCCGGGCGGUAUCUGGGUGAGCUCGGACGCAUCAUGUUGGUGGAUUACAUGGUCAACACGUUGUGCAUUGCCCGAAAGACGCUGCCUUUCGCCUUGCUACAACGACAUGGGCUCUCGACGACAUUUCUGAGCCAUUUCAAGCCUCUUGAACAUGGCAAGCUUCUCGCAAGCCUUCGUGCUGAGCUGCCCGAAUCAACAGGAAAAGACGGCUUCCUCUGGACGAAACACCUCGCGGAGGCGCUUUACAGAAUCGCCAAGGCAAUCGAGGUUCGCGCUGCUGGUAUCAUUGCCGCGGGAACGCUGGCACUCUUGAUGCUCUCCGAAGAGCUGCCAGCCAAUGCGACAGAGGUGGCGGCGACGCCAAGGGAGCUCGGCGUGGGAUACACGGGCGGCUGCAUCGUGCACUUUCAGGAUUACCUACAGGAUUGUCAGCACUUCAUCGAUGAGCUUGUUCAGAAGCGUUUUGACAUGACAGAGGGGCUCCGGAUCGUUUUGAGCCCCUGCCACGACGGUGGCAUCACCGGGGCCGGCAUCUUGGUGUCUGCGGCGUCGGUCAGCACAACGACGGAGGCGGCGUAG
Molecule: messenger RNA, 1593 nt
Organism: Beauveria bassiana ARSEF 2860
Lineage: Eukaryota; Fungi; Ascomycota; Sordariomycetes; Hypocreales; Cordycipitaceae
Product: hexokinase-like protein
Exons: 3
Coding region: 1-1593 (530 amino acids)
Biological process (GO): intracellular glucose homeostasis; glucose 6-phosphate metabolic process; glycolytic process
Cellular component (GO): cytosol; mitochondrion
Molecular function (GO): ATP binding; fructokinase activity; glucokinase activity
Source: RefSeq, a predicted model, not a curated record